ACACCAGGCAGAUUUCCUACGCCCCCAAACGUCCCGUUGUUGCCUUUUCAAACAUCCCCAGCUAAGCGUCCAACGUCUUCCAAUAAACAUCGGCACGACGUUGCAGUAGCUGGCACAGUAUCCGGCCCUGGAUCAUGAGAUAAUCCUUAUGUUCGUCCUCUAACAGUGCAUUCCCCGCGAAUGAUUGAUAUCAAUAGACAGCGCCCAUUCAACCUUCCUUUUGCUAUGUUGAUUUCUCCACCACAGAUUACGUUCAAGAGCUGUGUGGUUUGCCCAUAUCGGGCCUAUGAUUGCAUCUUUUUCCAACGCAUAGCUCUCAAAACACAACGUUGACGUUCAACAGUGGUUACUCUUGCCAGUAGAACAUGUUCUACACAGAUCGCCUCGCCGGCUUCAUCGUCUCGUCGGCUGCGUUUGUCGCCCUCACGGACUUUUCCCGUGCUGCGAACAGAACCGCUCAGACCGGGACAUCCUCCUACGCCGACGUCUUCAUCCUUGCCCCCCUUUUCUCUCACGACAGCGUAGAAUUACCCAAUUCUCAGACAGGGCUUGCAUACAUCGGCAAUACUGCUCUAGUCAGAUACCUCCAGUGCUUCGGACAAUCUGGGCACAUUGUCGAGGGACGGGUAUUCCCCAACCCAAUACAUAACACCAACCUAUCCCUAAUAUAUCGCCAUAUCAAUGCUUUCUUGGUCAGAGGACCUCUCCCGACUCUGCUUUAUACCCUUGGUCUGGCAGUGACCUUCGCUAUGGUUAUGUUCCUGAUCAUCGCACGAGAGUGGUGGGGUCUUGGGAUGGUAGCGAUGAUUUUUGCGUCGAGGUUGACCAACAUCGUGAUUGCUAGACGGAGAAUCAAGAGAUACCAGGGAGGAGAGCUUGACAGGAUGGCUUACAUGGAGAUCUUAAUGAAUCGAGAUCGGUGGAUACGGCUGCGGGGAAUGUCAGACGACCUCGAAGCCAUCGUAUCGUUCAGGCGGUUGCGAGACAAGUCUACGAUCGAAGGACUUGCCCUAUCCUGUGCCAACCUUUUGGUUUUAGCUGCGGCCGCGUUUGCUGGUAACAUAUCGCCGGUAGGGAGUCUGACAGUUAUCGGCUCAAUAUUGUCCUCUGCCGCUCUGUUCAGUUUAUCCAAGUCAUUUUCCCGGCGUUUGCAAAUCUUCGGUUGCAUCGUGACUAUGGAUGAAGUGGCGACGGUGUUCGAGAGGCAAGUGGAACGUGGCGCCCGUGACAUGGUGGAGAGGAGCGACCUUGCAAUUGGUUGGGGAUUGACCAUUCAUGACGGUGUGUAAUAAUGAUUAGACAUACCCUGAAAAGACUUUCACCGUUCUACACCCUCGGACCACUAACACGGUUUUCUUCUAUCGUUUGUUCGCAUUGUAACAGUAACACAGCAUCCUUCUAUCGUUUGUUCACAUUGUAACAGUAACACAGCAUUCUUCUAUCGUUUGUUCACAUUGUACCACUAACACAGUCUGCAGUCUUAUCGCUAUAUAUUUUUGUACUGCUAAUCGAUGUCUGUUUUUCGUUUUCGCCUUCCAUUC
Molecule: messenger RNA, 1541 nt
Organism: Desarmillaria tabescens
Lineage: Eukaryota; Fungi; Basidiomycota; Agaricomycetes; Agaricales; Physalacriaceae
Exons: 1
Coding region: 366-1289 (307 amino acids)
Source: RefSeq, a predicted model, not a curated record